Messenger RNA from Cajanus cajan (pigeon pea), 1349 nucleotides. Its product is annotated as transthyretin-like protein. The record is from RefSeq and is a predicted model, not a curated record. Gene Ontology annotation, molecular function: hydroxyisourate hydrolase activity; 2-oxo-4-hydroxy-4-carboxy-5-ureidoimidazoline decarboxylase activity. NCBI's taxonomy places the organism in Eukaryota, Viridiplantae, Streptophyta, Magnoliopsida, Fabales, Fabaceae. Gene Ontology annotation, biological process: purine nucleobase metabolic process; urate catabolic process. Gene Ontology annotation, cellular component: peroxisome.
UUGUUUGUAACGCAGGAACAGGACCAGUGCUGACACAGCUUCUUGUCUUCUCUCCCUAAAAAAACCGCACCCCCGCAGAUCCUCAAAGCACAAAGCCAGUGACAAAGAGAGUGAUUAGUGUUUGCAGAAUGGCGUUUAGUUUGGAGGAGAAGGACUUUGUGUCAUGCUGUGGGAGCACCAAAUUCGCCAAGGACAUGGCUUCAGCCUCUCCUUUCGGUUCGUUGCAGCACGCUGUUUCCGUUGCCAGGGACGUUUGGUUCAACCGCGUCGAUGUCAACGGUUGCCUUCAGGCCUUCUCUGCGCACCCUCAGAUCGGUCAAACCCACUCUCCCUCUGUUGCCUCUCAAGCCAGUGCUCAGUGGAGUAAGGGAGAGCAAUCAACUGCUUUAGCAACUGCUACUGGUUCUAGCUUACAGGAACUAUUUGAAUGGAAUGCUCGGUACAGGGAAAAGUUUGGGUUUGUAUUUCUCAUUUGUGCAUCUGGGAGAAGUACUGAUGAGAUACUUUCUGAACUGAAGAGACGUUAUACAAACAGGCCAAUUGUUGAAUUUGAGAUUGCUGCUCAGGAGCAAAUGAAAAUUACAGAACUGCGCCUUGCAAAGCUCUUUUCAAGUAGAGAAGACAUUUCUUCUACAGCUGAUAAGUAUUCCACUGCUAAAAAGGCAGAAGAAGAUCGUGUAAGCAUCAUCGGCGCCCAUGUGACUGCUGCUUCAGAGAGUUCAACAGGAAAACCAAUUCAACAUCCUGCUAGAACCCGACCUCCCAUUACCACUCAUGUGUUGGAUGUUUCACGAGGCUCUCCGGCCGCUGGUAUUGAAGUACUUCUGGAGGUGUGGAGGGGCUUUCAGUCUCGGCCAACAUUUGGGGCCGAAGGUGGUGGCAGUUGGGUGCUUCAAGGAUCUUCAAAAACGGAUUUAGACGGCCGCAGUGGUCAGCUGUUGAGCAUAGUUGAUGAUGUUAGUCCAGGGAUAUACAGGAUAAGUUUCAACACAGGGAAGUACAACCCAAGUUGUUUCUUCCCUCAUGUGUCUAUAGUGUUUGAAAUCAAGGAAUCACAAAAGAGGGAACAUUUUCAUGUUCCUCUCCUGCUUUCACCAUUCUCAUUCAGCACUUACCGUGGAAGCUAGGAAUAUGGGAACGGUUACCAAAUGAAGGUCAAGGAUUUUUGGCAUGAAUUUCUGAAGAUUUGAUGAGGUUGUGUUUGUGGCUAUAGAACAUGGUAUGAAAGGUACCAAAUAUAGAAAGGUACUUGGUGUAUUAUUGUCUACUUGAUGUACGAUAAAUCAGUACUUUUGAAGUAAUAAUUGAGAAAUGACUUCAAUAUAAUAGCACACUUAGUGCAUGAGCAA